Molecule: messenger RNA, 465 nt
Organism: Striga asiatica
Lineage: Eukaryota; Viridiplantae; Streptophyta; Magnoliopsida; Lamiales; Orobanchaceae
Source: the annotation of a GenBank genome assembly
AUGCUGGUGGUGCUGGGUUGGUCGCGGUGGCGGGGGACUGGUGUCAGCGGUAGCGGGUUUAAGUUGGUGGCUCGAGCAGACUCAGGCGUCGGCGGAGGGUAUGGCGUCAGAUGCAACGGUCGACGGGACUGGGAGCACUGCCGCCUGCGGUGCGACAGAGAUGGUGGUUGUAUGCCGGAGACGGCUGAAAGAAGCUGCGGGUAUUCCUCUAUUUGGCCCCUGCAAACUCUUGGUUUGGUUCUGGUGGAGUUGAUAGGAUUAAUAAACAAACUUGGGCGGUUGUGCCUUGCACAGCACUACCCUCCUAAUGUCUCGAGAAUCCUCUCGGACUCUCAAUUCUCAUUUUCCCAAACCCUAAAAAGCAGACUACACACUGUUCAGCUCCUCUCGCCGCCGCCCCACUCGCAGAAAACGAUUCUUCUCGACUCUACCACACCCUGUUCGAACAACGAUGGUGAUGAUUAA